CUCACAUUGAAUCUCACUCCUCCCUUAAUCAGUCUCCCUAGCCUUCUAAUUCUAGAACGCCUCAACCCCCUUUCAACAACAGGAAAAGGCAAAAUAAUUGAACCCACUCUUCAUUUUCCAGUGUGCUUCGUGUUCGUCAUGUCCCAAACACUUGACGAGACAAGAUCGGUGGCUGAAAGUCUGCCGGAUGCCUCCGUCGGCGCCCCUACUCGGCAGUCCUACAAGUCUUUCAAAAAGAAGUUUGCGAAGCUCAAAAUGAAGUUCGAAAUGCAGAUGGGGGAAAGCGAGGCGCUCAUUCGCGAAGGAUUGCGCAUCGAGGAUCUUUCUAAGAGAAUCCAGGAACAGAAUGAUCAACUUCUAGAGGUUCUGCUUGAAUUCAACGACAGCCUCCACGUGUCUCCCAGUUUACGAUUCGACUUGAGUGCGCCAGGAGAUGAGACCUUCCUGCCACCUCCCGAUCGAGAUAUUCCAGCCUCCUACAAUGAUCCCGCCAUCGCGGGAUCCAUGCUAAAGGAUGCCAAAGGUCGUAUGGCUGCUGGUCGGAUGACUGCUCAUGCCUAUCGUGAACUGGAGGACGAUGUUCGGCGAAGCCAAGCGUUUGCACCGCGCCUACAGUACACGUCCCUAACACAGGUGCCCCAUUCUGCACCCUUGUCCGACAAUCAACCGGAGGAUCAUUAUCCCGCCCACGAGCUUGGAUUCCUGACUCCUGAGCAUGAGACCGAGUACUACCUGGCGUUGGAUGCCAAACUGGGCGAUGAGAGUGCUAUUGAGCAGCUGGUGUCUAUGCCGAGUAAAUCAUCCCUCGUCGAACGUACGCGGGAUGCCAAUUUACGUAUACCGAUAUCCGUGCAUAAUUGGCUUCGACGAAAUCAGCCUCAGAUUUUUCUUCAAGAUAACGAGAACGCUUCCGAGAAGUCUGGCUCUCGGCCCUCGCGUGCGUCUAAGAGAGCCACGGCCCAGGCUCGAAAGGACGAGGAUAUGUAUGACGACGAUGGCGCUUUUAUGGAGACUGCAUCGACCACUGGGGGUGCCAAGGGCAAACGUAAGCGGGACGAAGAUAGUGGAUAUCGGCCCAAGGGUGGCAGCAGCCGUUCAAGCCGGAAGAAGAAGGACAAGGACGAUGAUGGUUCUACUCCUGCGAAGCGGACAUCGAAGCGCAUGGCUAUUACAAUUCUGCCCCCGGUGGUGGAAGAUGUUGACCUGCCCAAUUUCGACUCCGACUCAGAUGCCAUGUCCGUCGAUUCGGAUGGCGGCGUAGAAUUGGCGGCAGGCAGUUCAUCCAGACCCAACAAGCGUCAACGGUUGGUUGAAGGCACCAAUAUUGUCGCCGGAGUCUUGACGCCGGGUGAGGUUGUCACUGAUGAUCCGCAAUGGAUGAGAGGUCAUGGUACCUAUACAAACCCGCUCUCAACUUCAAUCAUCGCCACUGUUGCCGGUACCGUGCAGAAGACCAACAAGCUGCUUUCCGUCCAGCCCCUACGUGCACGAUACACUCCAGAGAUCGGUGAUCUGGUGGUAGGGCGCAUUGUCGAAGUACAGUCCCGCCGGUGGAAAGUCGAUGUCGCCGCUCCAUUACUCGCUCAACUGCCUCUCUCGGCAAUCAACCUACCGGGAGGUAUUCUCCGCCGCCGCACAAGCGCCGACGAACUGCAGAUUCGAACGUUCUUCAGCGAAGGAGACUUGGUCGUGGCUGAGGUGCAGAGUGUACAUUCGGAUGGAGGCGCUUCGCUUCACACGCGGUCUCUGAAAUACGGGAAAUUGAGGAAUGGCGUGUUCCUCGCUGUGACGGGCACGGGCGGCAGUGGCGCAUCUAGCUCGACUGUCAAGGGUGGUGUAGGAAGCGCGGCAGCUGCGACGGGCGCAGUCGGCGGUGUGGUUCGGUCACGGAGGCAGGUUUGGACCGUCAGCACAGCCAAUGGGGGCGGAGAUGUCGAUGUGAUCCUCGGGGUGAACGGCUAUAUCUGGAUUUCGAAGCACGCAGACGGUGCGACGGCGGCCUCGUCGACGACAGAAAACGUUUCAAUCACACGUAUGGAAGAAAUGGUGUCGAGCUCGAUCUACUCCAGUCAGAACGACGAGAUCCCGCCACAGACGAGACGCGAGAUUGCCCGGUUGGCGCAGUGUAUCCGAGUGUUGGUGAACGGAGGUAUCCGGGUUGAUGAGGAGACAGUCAUGAGCGCAUAUGAGGCUAGUCUUCAGGUGGAUCUGGAACUCGGCGAUGACGAGGAUGAAGAUGACAGGCGCCGAGAAGGAAGAGAGUACCUGGAGGGCAGCAAAGCGCAGCGUGUUCUUGAGUUGGUCUUGCAACGGAAAUAAGGGUGUUUGAGGGUAAUUUCUUUUUUGUAUACAUAGAUGACUACGAUUACUCUUGAUAAGAUGUUAAGAUACCCCCUCACUCCCUUCUACUACUGGAUCUCCUCUUUCCCUCCGUCUUGCAAGAUAAAUCACAGUCAACAAUAACUAUGAACC
This is a messenger RNA of Aspergillus aculeatus ATCC 16872, 2472 nucleotides long. RefSeq names its product exosome non-catalytic core subunit RRP4. Gene Ontology annotation, cellular component: nuclear exosome (RNase complex); nucleus; Ino80 complex. Lineage: Eukaryota; Fungi; Ascomycota; Eurotiomycetes; Eurotiales; Aspergillaceae. Gene Ontology annotation, molecular function: RNA binding. The record is from RefSeq and is a predicted model, not a curated record. The coding region runs from base 139 to 2319 and encodes 726 amino acids. Gene Ontology annotation, biological process: exonucleolytic trimming to generate mature 3'-end of 5.8S rRNA from tricistronic rRNA transcript (SSU-rRNA, 5.8S rRNA, LSU-rRNA); TRAMP-dependent tRNA surveillance pathway; nuclear polyadenylation-dependent rRNA catabolic process. The transcript is spliced from 5 exons.